AACCUAAUUUAAACCUUAUAUACGAUUGGAAAAAUCUCAGUGAGCCUCCUUGCUUUUCCUUUAGAUAGAGAAAUGGGGUCGACCUUGGAAGCAAAGAGUUUGAGAAAGGCGGUGGUGCCAUCAGCACUCCUAGAUAACCCGUCUCCUGGAAGCCUCCAGUCGACUCGCCUUGCUCUCCAUGUGAACGAGGAUGCCUUCUCUUGUUGGGUUUACAUUGCAUCCGGCUGCAACAUCUACAAACUUCAAAUUCCAUUGGAAGAUUCUUGGCUCAGCACAGGGAAAGAAGGCCUCCUUAUUCCCGAGCGAACAAAGGUUAUGAAUUCUUUGUUACUCAAACGGUGCCCUCAUCGUUCAGAAAUCCAGAGUAUUGUACUUGCCGAAACUGAAAGCGCUGCUUACUUAGUAUUGGCUAGUGUAGAUGCUUAUGGUCAUCUUAUUGUCUCUAAACUGGAUGCCAGUGGUAAAGAUGUUGACAAGGUUACAUAUUCAGUGUUACCUCGGGAUUUUGGUGUCGGAGAAGGUAGUUGGUCUGGGGUUUGCUUCAGUCCAAUUCAAUGGUCCAUGGCAGCUGUGGCACAAAGCUUCUGCAAAAGUGUUGAUGUUUAUGACCAGGAUAUCCAUCUUCGGACCUUGCCUGCUUGUGAAUCAUUAUUGCGGAAAACUCAUAUCUACUUUCUUGAUCUAUAUGGUGGAUUGCCAACUUAUAAAGUCUGCUUCUGCACUCUCCCUGAUGGUCCCAUUGCAGUUUGUAGAAUGCUUUGGCAUCCAUCUUCAUUGAACUUCAUGCGGAAUUUAGGUAAUGGGGAUGAAAAUUCUAUACUAGCUGUAACUGAAGGUUGCCAGCUGUCUGUAUGGGACUUGAGAAUGAAAGAAAAUGGUGGUUGCCUAAAUCGUAUUUGUGGUUCUGUUGGAAAUACCUUAUAUGCUGUCUGCAGUUCUUCUAUCGGCUACAUUGCAGUGGCUGGUGCUGAUCGUACCGUGACAAUCUAUGAUCCCCGCAGAUGGUCUGCACUUUCAAGAUGGGUGCACUGUUCAAAAUAUGAGAUUACUGGACUUGCUUUCUCAUCUCUUGACUCGGAUUACCUUUACGUACAAGGAGUUGACUAUGAGGUCUUUUGUGGUCAGUGGCAAGAAAGCAGUAAGGUAUUCUCAUUUAGAGGAGACUCAAACUGGCUGGGGUUCAGUAAGUGCUCUAACAGGGAUAUACUUGGCGGAUGGUGUGAUUCGGGUAGCAUCUUUGUUGCCGACGUUGUAGCUAAAAGAGAGUGAAAGAGGCACCUUGAGAAGUGUUGUUAUCACAAUUUUCCUAGUGGCGAUUCAUUGGCCUGGUUUUGCCAAUGUCAAGCCGUGCUUUUAAUGUCAAUCCUGAUUAUCUUGGUGGCCAUCCCCCCUAAAGUAGCAUCAGUUGAGGUUUGAAGCUAGACUAUGCAUGAGUUUUGUGCAAUUCAGCCAAUAGUUCAUUGUAAGGUAUGUUACAUACAACCUACACAUAAAUUAUUGAUUUUACAGUAAUACAUUCAGUAAAAGGUGAAGUUGGUUUUUUCCC
Messenger RNA from Hibiscus syriacus, 1546 nucleotides. RefSeq lists its product as uncharacterized. The transcript has 14 exons. Gene Ontology annotation, molecular function: protein binding. The coding region runs from base 73 to 1269 and encodes 398 amino acids. NCBI's taxonomy places the organism in Eukaryota, Viridiplantae, Streptophyta, Magnoliopsida, Malvales, Malvaceae. The record is from RefSeq and is a predicted model, not a curated record.